Molecule: messenger RNA, 795 nt
Organism: Thlaspi arvense
Lineage: Eukaryota; Viridiplantae; Streptophyta; Magnoliopsida; Brassicales; Brassicaceae
Source: the annotation of a GenBank genome assembly
AUGAACAAGCGUAUAAUUGGAUACGCAUUAGCCAAAAAUGGGAAUAGCCAGACCUGUAUUGCUAGCUGCGUUGUCAUGGUUCAUGAGAUAUUUUCUACGUCAAGAAUACUUCUGUACAAUUAUCUCGAUGCUUCGAGGAUUUUAAAUCAGAAGACUUUUCGACCCAAGAAAAAUGCUCCAUCAGGAAGUAAGGGAGCACAGCUUCAAAAACAUAUUGAUGCCACCUUAGGUAGUGGAAAUUUAAGAGAAGCAGUCCGAUUGCCACCUGGAGAAGACAUUAAUGAAUGGCUGGCAGUGAAUACGGUUGACUUCUUUAAUCAAGUGAACAUUCUAUAUGGCACUCUUACAGAAUUCUGCACCCCAUCAAGCUGUCCAACAAUGACAGCAGGACCAAAGUACGAGUAUAGGUGGGCUGACGGGGUUACCAUAAAGAAACCCAUUGAAGUAUCAGCUCCUAAAUAUGUAGAGUAUUUGAUGGACUGGAUUGAAUCUCAGCUUGACGAUGAGUCAAUUUUUCCUCAGAAAUUGGGAGCAUCAUUUCCUCCAAAUUUUAGCGACGUUGUUAAGACAAUAUUUAAGCGGUUGUUCCGUGUAUAUGGCCACAUUUAUCACACACAUUUUCAGAAGAUUGUGUCUCUGAAGGAAGAAGCUCACCUCAAUACCUGCUUCAAGCAUUUUGUCCUUUUUACAUGGUCUGAUCAAGAGAAGAGUGGAACGGUGAAAAGGGAAUUCCGCUUGAUUGAUAAAGGGGAGCUUGCACCUCUCCAGGAGCUUGUCGAAUCCAUCUUGCAGUUG